Messenger RNA from Coregonus sp. 'balchen', 35937 nucleotides. NCBI's taxonomy places the organism in Eukaryota, Metazoa, Chordata, Actinopteri, Salmoniformes, Salmonidae. The record is from the annotation of a GenBank genome assembly.
AUGGUGUUACCGGUAUGAAGUCUUCAUUUUAGCAGAGUAUUGGGUGGCCCAGCACCUGCGGGUGCAGUUGAAGUUGGGCGCUCAAACCCAGGCAGGGGGAACAUGCACACACUACCUGCUGUCCCCUCAAACAGCAUUGGGGCCCUUAUAGAAAUAAAUGGGUGUCAGGAUUUGUAGUUAGUAAGGAUAACCAUAGAUGAAAUAUAGCUUCUCUCUUCUCAAAAGGCCUCUAGUGUGUGGGUCAUGGUAGCAUGGUGUGAAGAGAUUAUCUCAAAAAGUUGAAUGACACAGACAGAUGACCAGUUCUGAUUAGUCGUUUCCCUUUGUAUCUGGAUAUAAAUCGGUCUUGAGUGUUUUUUUUAGAGUUGUGUGGACUUUGGCUUACAGACGUAUUUUAAAAUAGAAGCUUUACUCAGUGGCCCAGACUGGUGUGUGAGCCAGCGCCAGAUUCUGUAUUCACAAGCAGACAGCAGCCUUUUAUAAAGCGGUUUCAGAAGCCGGCAAAGGAGGACUCAUAGAACCUUCUUUGACUGAGACUCCUAGACUGAACUGAAAGGUGUGUGUCGAGGGCAGGCUACAGAGGCAGUAGCUGGGGCUCACCUGUUGAAGCACUGUAGUUGGCUGGGGUGAGUUUCUGGGGCAGCUCAGGGAGACGGGCAGAGAUGGCAGACAGCAGCUGGUCCUGCCAUGGGGAGCAGUAGAACUUGGGGAUCACAGUGUUGUUGAACCUCUCACGAGGAACUUCUUUGAGGCACAGAGUAACCUUUGAGUGAGGGGCGAGGUGGAUCGUUAGAACAUCUGCUAGACAGCAGGCUGAGCUCCUCCGUCCUCACAUCCUUAGGAACGCCGAUCAUCUUCCCCAGGUCGAAGUGCUCUAAGACACAGAUGAGAACACAAAGGCAGAUACAGUAGAUAGUGUAGUCGUACAAUGCGCAUACAAUCCCAUACAUACUCGAGAGAUAAACACAGACUGAAGUAUCCAUAUCCUCCAGUCUUUUGACUUGAUUGUAGUGACUUCUUUACCUUGUGAACAAAGCCACUGCCCAAGCCGGAGCGAGGUUGUUUCCGACACGUAGACCUACAGCCCUCAAUCAAAGUUCCGUAUGUCUUCUGUGUUCCAUAGAAUAUGACUAAACGGCUCUGACAGUGCAUGACAGAAUUGCAGACACUAAUCAUGUAGCUAGCCUCUCACUGUUUGUAACAGCGUCUGAUACUGGUACAUAAAGUACUUUUUUCAGAUCAUCAAUGAGGAUGAUUACUUCAGGAAUGUUUUUGAUUGCUGGAGCUGUUUAGUCACUAAACCUGACACUAGGAGGACUCUGGGGCAUGCUGUUCUUUUUAUGAGGUCAUGAAUGUGGGAUUCACGACUUUGCCCAAUCCCGCUGCUAUGAUUCACCCCUUGCCUCGGCAGAAUGAUAUUCCUCCCCUGGAGUGACAUUACAUUACUGGGUCUUCACUCUCCUCUCUGUUUAUGACCCUCAAACACAGUUAAGAUGGAAUGGUGUUUACCCCAUUGAUAUUAGGAGAGAUGUAGACCCGCACACUGUCGAAGAAGUGGACAAAUCCAAAACUGAGGCUUAAAUACAAAAAUAGAGAUGAUUUAAUGGGACAUCAUGAUGCCCAAAAAGUGCAUUGUGCAGAAAAGUGCUAGCCUCGUACUACCACACAGAUCUCAAGAGAUUAUAUACCGUUAAAUAUGUUUCACUACACGGAGUCACUCAAAUUCUGUGUAGUGAAACAUAUUUAUAUAAGCUCACAAGGUCAGUGUGGUAAUACGAGGCUAGAAAAGUGCAUAAAUGGAAGGUGAAAAACUAAACAAACGUUUCAACAUAAAGCCAUCAGUGUAAAUCAUCUAUUUUUGCAGUUUAGCCUCAGUUUUGGAUUUGUCCACUUAUUUGACAGUGUGCAGGUCUCCAUCUCCUAGUAUUCUUAUUUUAAAACCUACACACCUGUAACAUACACUUUCAUAUAAGGACUUUAAAAGAACACAGCCACCCAUAAUCUCUAUGCCCAGUUUAUAUGAAAUAUAUUCACUUUUUUAAAUAAAAUCGGAUUUAACCUAAGGGAACCCAAAGAUGAUGGAAUUCUCCAAUGAAAUGUAAUGUGGCUUUCUUUUUCAGUAGCCGGUCAUGAUUCCCUCGGUGGAAUGUGGUGGUUGCCAUACCUCCUUGUGUCUCCAUGCACAGUUCCUGGCCCAGCUGUUUCCUCUGCUUGGCCAUGUCACAGUGUUGUGCUUGCAUCGUCCCUGUCAGUAGGAUUACACCCUGCGAUCAGAGAGUAUGGCAGGUAGAAACAGUCGCAGUAAGCGUGUGUUCUUAUGUUAUAGUUUUGCUACGACAUAACAAUACAGCAUAGCAGCAAGGACAAAUCCAGAGAUGUUACGAGUAAAUUGGUCACAGUGAAACCAGUCUGUUGAAAGUCACUUUAUAUGGAACAGGAGUUGUACAGUAGUUCAACAGUAAUAACAUGAGACUAACCAACAGAACACACCCUCGUCUCAAUGUCUUACCUGCUAUUAGAAUUCCAGAACUACCUCCAGAUAUCCACUAAUUCACUUCUGAUUGAUGGUGUAAGAAACUGUUUUCCAAAGACAGUGCAGUUUUCCGCUACUUUAUUUGAUUAAUUAUCAAAUAAAAUACAAUUUUAUUCGUCGCAUACACAUAUUUAGCAGAUGUUAUUGCAUGUGUAGCGAAAUGCUUGUGUUCCUAGCUCCAACAGUGCAGUAGUAUCUAACAAUUCACAACAAUACACACAUCUAAAAAGUUAAAGAAUGGAAUUAAGAAAUAUAUAAAUAUUAGGACGAGCAAUGUCGGAGUCCGGAAUGUAUGUAUGUACAGUGGGGAGAACAAGUAUUUGAUACACUGCCGACUUUGCAGGUUUUCCUACUUACAAAGCAUGUAGAGGUCUGUAAUUUUUAUCAUAGGUACACUUCAACUGUGAGAGACAGAAUCUAAAACAAAAAUCCAGAAAAUCACAUUGUAUGAUUUUUAAGUAAUUAAUUUGCAUUUUAUUGCAUGACAUAAGUAUUUGAUACAUCAGAAAAGCAGAACUUAAUAUUUGGUACAGAAACCUUUGUUUGCAAUUACAGAGAUCAUACGUUUCCUGUAGGUCUUGACCAGGUUUGCACACACUGCAGCAGGGAUUUUGGCCCACUCCUCCAUACAGACCUUCUCCAGAUGCUUCAGGUUUCGGGGCUGUCGCUGGGCAAUACGGACAUUCAGCUCCCUCCAAAGAUUUUCUAUUGGGUUCAGGUCUGGAGACUGGCUAGGACACUCCAGGACCUUGAGAUGCUUCUUACGGAGCCACUCCUUAGUUGCCCUGGCUGUGUGUUUCGGGUCGUUGUCAUGCUGGAAGACCCAGACACGACCCAUCUUCAAUGCUCUUACUGAGGGAAGGAGGUUGUUGGCCAAGAUCUCGCGAUAGAUGGCCCCAUCCAUCCUCCCCUCAAUACGGUGCAGUCGUCCUGUCCCCUUUGCAGAAAAGCAUCCCCAAAGAAUGAUGUUUUCACCUCCAUGCUUCACGGUUGGGAUGGGGUUCUUGGGGUUGUACUCAUCCUUCUUCUUCCUCCAAACACGGCGAGUGGAGUUUAGACCAAAAAGCUCUAUUUUUGUCUCAUCAGACCACAUGACCUUCUCCCAUUCCUCCUCUGGAUCAUCCAGAUGGUCAUUGGCAAACUUCAGACGGGCCUGGACAUGCGCUGGCUUGAGCAGGGGGACCUUGCGUGCGCUGCAGGAUUUUAAUCCAUGACGGCAUAGUGUGUUACUAAUGGUUUUCUUUGAGACUGUGGUCCCAGCUCUCUUCAGGUCAUUGACCAGGUCCUGCCAUGUAGUUCUGGGCUGAUCCCUCACCUUCCUCAUGAUCAUUGAUGCCCCACGAGGUGAGAUCUUGCAUGGAGCCCCAGACCGAGGGUGAUUGACCGUCAUCUUGAACUUCUUCCAUUUUCUAAUAAUUGCGCCAACAGUUGUUGCCUUCUCACCAAGCUGCUUGCCUAUUGUCCUGUAGCCCAUCCCAGCCUUGUGCAGGUCUACAAUUGUAUCCCUGAUUCCUUACACAGCUCUCUGGUCUUGGCCAUUGUGGAGAGGUUGGAGUCUGUUUGAUUGAGUGUGUGGACAGGUGUCUUUUAUACAGGUAACAAGUUCAAACAGUUGCAGUUAUUACAGGUAAUGAGUGGAGAACAGGAGGGCUUCUUAAAGAAAAACUAACAGGUCUGUGAGAGCCGGAAUUCUUACUGGUUGGUAGGUGAUCAAUACUUAUGUCAUGCAAUAAAAUGCAUAUUAAUUACUUAAAAAUCAUACAAUGUGAUUUUCUGGAUUUUUGUUUUAGAUUCCGUCUCUCACAGUUGAAGUGUACCUAUGAUAAAUUAAUCAGUCCCUGAUAAGAGGGGGUAAUGAAAAAAAGCAGUAGAACUGGCUUUGAGUUCCAGAUUUGAAUUUAAGGACCAUAGUCUAUAGAGAUGCAGAUACUUCUCUUUUAGUUGUUCGCUGAGCCCUCAUCGUGUGUGUGACAGGAAUAUACAUUUACUUACAAUGUAUUUGACACAGACCAUAGAGUAGUUUUUGUGAGUUUACCAUUCCUGGCACAGGGGUAAUGAUGACAGUCCCCCACUGUGGGGCAGCACUGACUUACUGUCUGACAACAAUGCAACGACAUCCACUGAGCUGCAGUUGAAGUCGGAAGUUUACAUACACUUAGGUUGGAGUCAUUAAAACUUGUUUUUCAACCACUCCACUCAUUUCUUGUUAACAAACUAUAGUUUUGGCAAGUCGGUUAGGACAUCUACUUUGUGCAUGACACAAGUCAUUUUUCCAACAAUUGUUUACAGACAGAUUAUUUCACUUAUAGUUACUGUAUCCCAAUUCCAGUGGGUCAGAAGUUUACAUACACUAAGUUGACUGUGCCUUUAAACAGCUUGGAAAAUUCCAGAAAAUGAUGUCAUGGCUUUAGAAGCUUCUGAUAGGCUAAUUUACAUAAUUUGAGUCAAUUGGAGGUGUACCUGUGGAUGUAUUUCAAGGCCUACCUUCAAACUCAAUGCCUCUUUGCUUGACAUCAUGGGAAAAUCAAAAUAAAUCAGUAGACCUCCACAAGUAUGGUUCAUCCUUGGGAGCAAUUUCCAAACGCCUGAAAGUACCACGUUCAUCUGUACAAACAAUAGUACGGAAGUAUAAACGCCAUGGGACCACGCAGCCGUCAUACCGCUCAGGAAGGAGACGCGUUCUGUCUCCUAGAGAUUAACGUACUUUGGUGCGAAAAGUGCAAAUCAAUCCCAGAACAACAGCAAAGGACCUUGUAAAGAUGCUGGAGGAAACAGGUACAAAAGUAUCUAUAUCCACAGUAAAACGAGUCCUAUAUCGUCAUAACCUGAAAGGCUGCUCAGCAAGGAAGAAGCCACUGCUCAAAAACCGCCAUAAAAAAGCCAGACUACGGUUUGCAACUGCACAUGGGGACAAAGAUUGUACUUUUUGGAGAAAUGUCCUUUGGUCUGAUGAAACAAAAAUAGAACUGUUUGGCCAUAAUGACCAUCGUUAUGUUUGGAGGAAAAGGGGGGAAGCUUGCAAGCCGAAGAACACCAUCCCAAUCGUGAAGCACGGGGGUGGCAGCAUCAUGCUGUGGGGUUGCUUUGCUGCAGGAGGGACUGAGGCACUUCACAAAAUAGAUGGCAUCAUGAGGAAGGAAAAUUAUGUGGAUAUAUUGAAGCAACAUCUCAAGACAUCAGUCAGGAAGUUAAAGCUUGGUCGCAAUUGGGUCUUCCAAAUGGACAAUGACCCCGAGCAUACUUCCAAAGUUAUGGCAAAAUGGCUUAAGGACAACAAAGUCAAGGUGUUGGAGUGGCCAUCACAAAGCCCUGACCUCAAUCCUAUAGAACAUUUGUGGGCAGAACUGAAAAAGCGUGUGCGAGCAAGGAGGCCUACAAACCUGACUCUGUUACACCAGCUCUGUCAGGAGGAAUGGGCCAAAAUUCACCCAAUUUAUUGUGGGAAGCUGUUGGAAGGCUACCCGAAAUGUUUGACCCAAGUUAAACAAUUUAAAGGCAAUGCUACCAAAUACUAAUUGAGUGUAUGUAAACUUCUGACCCACUGGGAAUGUGAUGAAAGAAAUAAAAGCUGAAAUAAAUCAUUCUCUCUACUAUUAUUCUGACAUUUCAUAUUCUUAAAAUAAAGUGGUGAGCCUAACUGACCUAAGACAUGGGAUUUUUACUAGGAUUAAAUGUCAGGAAUUGUGAAAAGCUGAGUUUAAAUGUAUUUGGCUAAGGUGUAUGUAAACAUCCGACUUCAACUGUAUAUAUGAGCAAUGACAACAAACAGUGGCAGGCGACGGAAUGGUGCUUGUCUAUAGGGGUAAUUUAUGGUACAAACAAAUCAUGCAUAUCACAUCAAGUAUGUGCAGAUUCUGCCAAUUCAAUAUUUAUUUUAUAUCACAGUCUCAAUUCACACAAUAAACAAAUAAUGUAUAAACAGUGACACUAUAAAUGUAACCUUUUUUUCUUAGUGUAUGAAUUUUGCCUUAUUCAUGUGCCUAAAACUAAAGAGAGAUGUUUUUGUGGGACUAUUUACACAUGAAAUGCUCUGUCCCUUGGAUUACUUGUGCUCUUCAAGAAUAGUUUUCUUCCAUAGACUAAAUCAAAUAAGUAUCAUUCCAGAGCAUUGGCAAUAACCGUUCAUGGGACUGGAAGUUAAGUGUUUUUUCUCUUGUUGAUUGUUUCUGUUGUGACCCCCUCCUUCAAUCCAUUUUCCUGUGGCUGGAUUUGAGAAGCCAGCAAGAUCUCAAAUGUUUUGGGGCAUCUUCAGAUAGAUAGCUUCAUCUAUAAAACCUGUCACCAUUGCAUUGGGUGUCAACAUAUGUACAGAGUUGUCAUGAAACACACAAAAGUAUGUGUUUAGAAAGCAGCAUGUUGUAUAUUCAGGGGUUAGUCAGCUUUCUUCCUAUUCACAAUGUUGUUGGAAAUCCAGUUCAUGCCAUCCUGUGAGAACAAAAAGAUCACAUAUACACAUUACAUUUUAAAAAUUACAAAGCAAUUACACCAUAUACCGGACGUAGAUGUACAGUACCAGUCAAAAGUUUGGACACACCUACUCAUUCAAGGGUUUUUCUUUAUUUUUACUAUUUUCUACAUUGUAGAAUAAUAGUGAAGACAUCAACACAUGUGGAAUCAUGUAGUAACCAAAAAAGUGUUAAACAAAUCAAAAUAUAUUUUAUAUUUGAGAUUCUUCAAAUAGCCACCCUUUGCAUUGAUGACAGCUUUGCACACUAUUGGCAUUCUCUCAACCAGCUUCACCUGGAAUGCUUUUCCAACAGUCUUGAAGGAGUUCCCAAAUAUGCUUAGCACUUGUUGGCUGCUUUUCCUUCACUCUGUGGUCCAACUCAUCCCAAACCAUCUCAAUUGGGUUGAGGUCGGGGGAUUGUGGAGGCCAGGUCAUCUGAUACACCACUCCAUCACUCUCCUUGGUAAAAUAGCCCUUACACAGCCUGGAGGUGUGUGGGGUCACUGUCCUGUUGAAAAACAAAUGAUAGUCCCACUAAGACCAAACCAGAUGGGAUGGCGUAUCGCUGCAGAAUGCUGUGGUAGCCAUGCUGGUUAAGUGUGCCUUGAAUUCUAAAUAAAUCACAGAUAGUGUCGCCAGCAAAGCACCCCCACACCAUAACACCUCCUCCUCCAUGCUUUACGGUGGGAACUACACAUGCGGAGAUAAUCCGUUCACCCACACCGCGUCUCACAAAGACACGGCUGAUGGAACCAAAAAUCUCCAAUUUGGACAAAUUUCCACCGGUCUAAUGUCUAUUGCUUGUGUUUCUUGGCCCAAGCAGUUCUCUUCUUCUCAUUGGUGUCAUUUAGCAGUGGUUUCUUUGCAGCAAUCCGACCGUGAAGGCCUGAUUCACACAGUCCCCUCUAAACAGUUGAUGUUGAGAUGUGUCUGUGACUUGAGCUCUGUGAAGCAUUUAUUUGGGCUGCAAUUUCUGAGGCUGGUAACUCUAAUGAACUUAUCCUCUGCAGCAGAGGUAACUCUGGGUCUUCCAUUCCUAUGGCGGUCCUCAUGAGAGCCAGUUUCAUCAUAGCGCUUGAUGGUUUUUGCAACUGCACUUGAAGAAACUUUAAAAGUUAUUGAAAUGUUCUAUAUUGACUGACCUUCAUGUAUUAAAGUAAUGAUGGACUAUCAUUUCUCUUUGGUUAUUUGAGCUGUUCUUGCCAUAAUAUGGAUUUGGUCUUUUACCAAAUAGGGCUAUCUUCUGUAUACCACCCCUACCUUGUAACAACACAACUGAUUGGCUCAAACACAUUAAGAAGGAAAGAAAUUCCACAAAUUAACUUUUAAGAUGGCACAUCUGUUAAUUGAAAUGCAUUCCAGGUGACUACCUCAUGAAGCUGGUUUAGAGAAUGCCAAGAGAGUGCAAAGCUGUCAUCAAGGCAAAGGGUGGCUAUUUGAAGAAUUUGAAAUAUAAAAUAUAUUAUGAUUUGUUUAUCACUUUUUUGGUUACUACAUGAUUCCAUAUGUGUUAUUUCAUAGUUUUGAUGUCUUCACUAUUAUUCUACAAUGUAAGAAAUAGUAAAAAUAGAGAAAAACCCUGAAUGAGUAGGUGUGUCCAAACACUUGACUGGUAGUGUAUACUGUAGCUACAGUGUUACGUAUUUCAUGGGACACAUAGUAAGGCGUUAUGUUGGGGUCUGACCUCCUGACCUGAUCCUCCAGGACAGUACUCAGGUGCAGAUGCUAAUCUGGAGCUUUACACAGCAUUCAUGUGGUGUCACGACAAUGAGGCAAAACAUUUGUCUGCCCGCCAAUAGUUUGUUUUAGCUCUUAAUUUUCACCGCUAAUGAGAUGUUGUCCUACUGGAAACUGUAGUGACAUAAUCUGCUGCACACUAUGUGAAACCCAGUUAAAGGUUCUGGAAAGAUCCUACUAAUGACAUGGUGGCUAACAGAGAAUAACUUAUUCUCCUGUGGGCUCCAAUUAUUUUACUACAUGAACAGAGUGAGAAGAGGACCUUUUCUGCAGUGCGCACAGCACUCCCCCUCAUGUACUACAUGAGGAGGAACAGAACAUGAACACCAACUGAGUCCACUGAAUUGGCACUCGAUGAUGCCUUUAAUACGUCUUGUAAGUCCCAGAGGAUUGUACAGUACCGUUGUUAUUUUAUAUUGUGAUAUGGUGUCCCUCUAACUUCAUUAAACGCUGAAUGUGACAUUAUCUGUCCUAUUUUCAGAGAUGUUGUGGCCUACCUGAACUCCCUCUCCAGAGAAAGCUGAGCAGGCCUGGAUCUGCCACUCCCGGUCGCGUAAUGUGUGAAGGUUCAGGCCCUCUGCAAUCUCGCUGGCAGGCGAGGCCGUGGACAGGUCCUGCUUGUUGGCAAAGAUGAGCACGGGAACCCCCUUCAGGUUCUCCUCAUCGAUCAGCUCUGACAGUUCCUGAGGGGUCAGCAGUGUUAUUCCAGAGAGGAGCAUAGUAUGUGGACUACAUCUUUGUGUUGUCAGCAAUUACAGGUUUGCAUAUCCACUAUUAUAAUACAAGGCUAACUGUUAAAAAACUUGGAAUAGAGUAUGACUACUAUUUCAGUUGGCCUUACCAGUCCAGUUUCUUCAAACCGCUUCUUGUCUGUACUGUCUAUGACAUAUAUCUGGAGGAAAGAGGAAAUAGGAGGGAUAUUUCUCAUCUUGUCACACAUACAGUGAGGGAAAAAAGUAUUUGAUCCCCUGCUGAUUUUGUACGUUUGCCCACUGACAAAGACAUGAUCAAUCUAUCGUUUUAAUGGUAGGUUUAUUUGAACAGUGAGAGACAGAAUAACAACAAAAGAAUCCAGAAAAAUGCAUGUCAAAAACGUGAUUGAUUUGCAUUUUAAUGAGGGAAAUAAGUAUUUGACCCCUCUGCAAAACAUGACUUAGUACUUGGUGGCAAAACCCUUGUUGGCAAUCACAGAGGUCAGACGUUUCUUGUAGUUGGCCACCAGGUUUGCAUACAUCUCAGGAGGGAUUUUGUCCCACUCCUCUUUGCAGAUCUUCUCCAAGUCAUUAAGGUUUCGAGACUGACGUUUGGCAACUCAAACCCUCAGCUCCCUCCACAGAUUUUCUAUGGGAUUAAGGUCUGGAGACUGGCUAGGCCACUCCAGGACCUUAAUGUGCUUCUUCUUGAGCCACUCCUUUGUUGCCUUGGCUGUGUGUUUUGGGUCAUUAUCAUGCUGGAAUACCCAUCCAUGACCCAUUUUCAAUGCCCUGGCUGAGGGAAGGAGGUUCUCACCCAAGAUUUGACGGUACAUGGCCCCGUCCAUCGUCCCUUUGAUGCGGUGAAGUUGUCCUGUCCCCUUAGCAGAAAAACACCCCCAAAGCAUAAUGUUUCCACCUCCAUGUUUGACGGUGGGGAUGGUGUUCUUGGGGUCAUAGGCAGCAUUCCUCCUCCUCCAAACACGGCGAGUUGAGUUGAUGCCAAAGAACUCGAUUUUGGUCUCAUCUGACCACAACACUUUCACCCAGUUCUCCUCUGAAUCAUUCAGAUGUUCAUUGGCAAACUUCAGACGGGCCUGUAUAUGUGCUUUCUUGAGCAGGGGGACCUUGCGGGCGCUGCAGGAUUUCAGUCCUUCACGGCGUAGUGUGUUACCAAUUGUUUUCUUGGUGACUAUGGUCCCAGCUGCCUUGAGAUCAUUGACAAGAUCCUCCCGUGUAGUUCUGGGCUGAUUCCUCACCGUUCUCAUGAUCAUUGCAACUCCACGAGGUGAGAUCUUGCAUGGUGCCCCAGGCCGAGGAAGAUUGACAGUUCUUUUGUGUUUCUUCCAUUUGCGAAUAAUCGCACCAACUGUUGUCACCUUCUCACCAAGCUGCUUGGCGAUGGUCUUGUAGCCCAUUCCAGCCUUGUGUAGGUCUACAAUCUUGUCCCUGACAUCCUUGGAGAGCUCUUUGGUCUUGGCCAUGGUGGAGAGUUUGGAAUCUGAUUGAUUGAUUGCUUCUGUGGACAGGUGUCUUUUAUACAGGUAACAAGAUGAGAUUAGCAGCACUCCCUUUAAGAGUGUGCUCCUAAUCUCAGCUCGUUACCUGUACAAAAGACACCUGGGAGCCAGAAAUCUUUCUGAUUGAGAGGGGGUCAAAUACUUAUUUCCCUCAUUAAAAUGCAAAUCAAUUUAUAACAUUUUUGACAUGUGUUUUUCUGGAUUUUGUUGUUAUUCUGUCUCUCACUGUUCAAAUAAACCUACCAUUAAAAUUAUACACUGAUCAUUUCUCUGUCAGUGGGCAAAUGUACAAAAUCAGCAGGGGAUCAAAUACUUUUUUCCCUCACUGUAUAAGACUGAUUCUCUAUUCGGUAUCUAACUUUUAUUGAUAUUCAAGAUUCUGAAGUAAACUAAUGUCCAGUGUUUUCUCUAAGCAAUGAAACAGACUGUGGUCUAAACCUAACUGUAGUAAAUGGCUUCUAUUUUACUCUCUGAAGCAUAUUACAGAUACAGUGCCUUCAGAAACUAUUCAUACCCCUUGACAUAUUCCACAUUUUUUGUGUUACAGCCUGAAUUUAAAAUGGAUUAAAUUGAUUUAUUUUCUCACCCAUUUACACACAAUACCCCAUAAUGACAAAGUGAAAACAUGUUUUUAGACUUUUUUUUAGACAUUGAAAAUUAAAUACAGAAAUAUUACACCCCUGAGUCAAUACAUGUUAGACUCACUUUAGGCAGCAAUUACAGCAGUGAGGCUUUCUGCUAAGUCUCUAAGAGCUUUGCACACCUGGAUUAUACAAUAUUUGCACAUUAUAAUUAGUUUACAGUAACAGUGAAACGUUUGGACACACCUACUCAUUCAAGGGUUUUUCUUUAUUUUUACUAUUUUCUACAUUGUAGAAUAAUAAUGAAGACAUCAAAACUACGAAAUAACACAUAUGGAAUCAUGUAGUAACCCAAAAAGUGUUAAACAAAUCAAAAUAUAUUUUAUAUUUGAGAUUCUUCAAAUAGCCAUCCUUUGCCUUGAUGACAGCUUUGCACACUCUUGGAAUUCUCUGAACCAGCUUCACCUGGAAUGCUUUUCCAACAGUCUUGAAGGAGUUCCCACAUAUGCUUAGCACUUGUUGGCUGCGUUUCCUUCACUCUGCCGUCUGACUCAUCCCAAACCAUCUCAAUUGGGUUGAGGUCGGGGGAUUGUGGAGGCCAGGUCAUCUGAUGCAGCACUCCAUCACUCUCCUUCUUGGUAAAAUAGCCUUACACAGCCUGGAGGUGUGUUGGGUCAUUGUCCUGUUGAAAAACAAAUGAUAGUCCCACUAAUCCCAAACCAGAUGGGAUGGCGUAUCGCUGCAGAAUGCUGUGGUAGCCAUGCUGGUUAAGUGUGCCUUGAAGACAGUGUCGCCAGCAAAGCACCCCUACACCAUAACACCUCCUCCUCCAUGCUUUACGGUGGGAAAUACAAAUGCGGAGAUCAUCCGUUCCUCCACACCGCGUCUCACAAAGACACGGCGGUUGGAACCAAAAACCUCCAAUUUGGACACCAAAUCCAUUGCUCGUGUUUCUUGGCCCAAGCAGGUCUCUUCUUUAGUAGUGGUUUCUUUGCAGAAAUUCGACCAUGAAGGCCUGAUUCACACAGUCCCCUCUGAACAGUUGAUGUUGAGAUGUGUCUGUGACUUGAACUCUGUGAAGCAUUUAUUUGGGCUGCAAUUUCUGAGGCUGGUAGCGCUAAUGAACGUAUCCUCUGCAGCAGAUGUAACUCUGGGUCUUCCAUUCCUAUGCCAGUUUCAUCAUAGUUUUUGAAAUAUUCCGUAUUGACUGACCUUCAUGCCUUAAAGUAAUGAUGGACUGUCGUUUCUCUUUGCUUGUUUGAGCUGUUCUUGCCAUAAUAUGGACUUGGUCUUUUACCAAAUAGGGCUAUCUUCUGUAUACCCCCUAUCUUGAUUGGCUCAAAUGUAUUAAGAAGGAAAGAAAUUCCACAAAUUAACUUUUAAGAAGGCACACCUGUGAGUUGAAAUGCAUUCCAGGUGACUACCUCAUGAAGCUGGUUGAGAGAAUGCCAAGAGUGUGCAAAGCUGUCAUCAAGGCAAAGGAUGGCAAUUUGAAGAAUCUCAAAUAUAAAAUAUAUGUUUAUUUGUUUAACACUUUUUUGGUUACUACAUGAUUCCAUAUGUGUUCUUUCAUAGUUUUUGAUGUAUUCACUAUUAUUCUACAAUGUAAAUUUUUUUUUUUAUAAUGAAAAACCAUUGAAUGAGUAGGUGUGUCCAAAACUUUGACUGGUAUUGUAAUUCCUCAAGCUCUGUCAAAUAGGUUGUUGAUCUUUGCUAGACUGCCAUUUUCAAGUCUUGCCAUAAAAUUUCAUUCCGAUUGAAGUCAAAACUGUAACUAGGCCACUCUGGAAUAUUCAAUGUCUUCUUGGUAAAUAACUCCAGUGUAUAUUUGUCCUUGUGUUUUAGGUUAUUGUCCGAAAGGUGAAUUUGUCUCCCAUUGUCUGUUGGAAAGCAGACUGAACCAGGUUCUCCUUUAGGACUUUACCUGUACUUAGCUAUAUUUUGUUUAUUUUUAUCCAAAGAAACUCCCUAGUUCUUGCCGAUGACAAGCAUGCCCAAAACAUGAUGCAGCCACCACCAUGCUUGAAAAUAUAAAGAGUGGUACUCAGUGAUGUGUUGUGUUGGAUUUGCCCCGAACAUAACGCUUUGUAUUCAGGACAUAAAGUUAAUUCCUUUGCCACAUUUUUUGCAGUUUUACUUUAGGGCCUUAUUGGAAACAGGAUGAAUGUUUAUGAACAUUUGUUAUUUUGUACAAGCUUCCUUCUUUUCACUCUGUCAUUUAGGUUAGUAGUCGCAGUUGUAAAUGAGAACUUGUUCUCAACUGGCUUACCUGGUUAAAUAAAGGUGAAAUAAAAAAUAAAUAAAAUAAAAAGUGAUGAGUAACUACAAUGUUGUUGAUCCAUCCUCAGUUUUCUCAUACCACAACCAUUAAAUUAUUUAACUGUUUUAAAAUCACCAUUGGCCUCAAUGUGAAAUCCCUGAGCGGUUUCCUUUCUCUCUGGCAACGGAGUUAGGAAGGACGCCUGUAUCUUUGUAGUGACUGGGUGUAUUGAUACAUCAUCCAAAGUGUAAUUAAUAACUUCACCAUGCUCAAAGGGAUAUUCAAUGUCUGCUUUUUUUGUUUUUACCCUUUUACCAAUAGGUGCCCUUCUUUGCAAGGCAUUGGAAAAUCUCCCUGGUCUUUGUGGUUGAAUCUGUGUUUGAAAUUCCGCAGAGGCUGCCUCUCCUCCUUGUUCGGGCAGGUUUCGGCGUUCGUCGUCACCGGCUUACUAGCUGCUGCCGAUCCAUUUAUCAUCACUCCACUUGUCUUGUCUAAUUAAUCACACACACCUGGUCCUUAUCCCCAAUUAGUCAAUGUAUAAGUGUUCCCUCUGCUUCCUUGUCUGUGUGGGUGAUUGUUUGUAGUGAGCUGUGUGUAGCUCGGUUGAGCUACCCUUACCUUGUUGUUGCCAGGGUAGAUAUUUCCCCUGUGCCUGAGUUUUGUUGUCACAUGCUUGCGCAACUGUUUAUCGACGGAAUAAACUCUUUGGAUGCGUAUUACUCUCAUGCGCCUGACUCCUUCUAUCACACGCAUCACAGAGGGACCUUAGAGAUAAUGUAAAAAUCAUGUUAAAAACAAUAUUAUUGCACACAGCGAAUCCAUGCAACUUAUUAUGUGAUUUGUUAAGCACAUUUUUACUCCUGAACUUGUUUAGGCUUGCCAUAACAAAGGAGUUGAAUACUUAUUGACUCAAGACAUUUCAGCUUUUCAUUUUUAAUUAAUUUGUAAAAAUGUCUCAAAACAUAAUUUCACUUUGACAUUAUGGGGUAUUGUGUGUAGACCAGUGACACAAAUCCUCAAUUGAAUCAAUUUUAAAGUCAGGCUGUAACACAACAAAAUGUGGAACAAUUCAAGGGGUGUGAAUAGUUUCUGAAGCCGCUGUAUAAUAGGACAAAGUGAGAGAUCAUUUACACACCAACAAAUCUGUGUUUUCCAAAUAUUUCUUCCAGAAGGGCCGAAUCUUCCUCUGUCCUCCGAUGUCCCACACGUUCAGUUUCAUUCCGUGAGACGUGAGACUCUUAAUGUUGAAGCCCUUUGGGAUCAAUGGAGGCGCAGAAUUCGGAGGUAACACAGUUUAACAGAACACAGCCUUAAUAUUGUACUAGUGUCUCUAAAUAAGCAUUUGUUUGUAACAUUCUGACAUUACAAGACAGACAUGUACAAUGAUAAUAAACCUUGACCCUCUAUUUUUAGCUAGGCCUUACACAAUGUGUGUCGCACCCUCUCUGCCUUUAUGGUUAAGUCAUCUUCAACCCCCGGAUUAAAGUCACAGCCUAGUCUCUAUUCUUAGUCUAGCUAAAUGUACUAUUGUCAAUGUGCUAUUUUGUGCAAAGUCUGCAUAAACCGACUGCUUAAACAAGCACUGUCUUUUAUUGCCUUCGAACAUAUGAAAAACCAACCAAAUCAUUCAACACUACUAUGAUGAACUUGAAUGGACAACGUGUCGAUAUUUGAUGACACUACUUGUUUACUUCCAGAGCUCUUGGCCAGAGGGAUAUACUGUAAAGCAGGAUCAUUGAGUUAGCCAUGUGUUUUUGGUUGUUGAGUCAAUUAGACCAUACCCAUUUCAAGCUAAUCUUUCUAAAAAAAUGUCAAGUUAUUUCAGAAUAUUUAGGGAAGUUAGCUGGCUAACUCAUUGAUCCUGCUUUGCAGUAUAACCCUCUGGAGUGACCUGACCCUUGUAAAGUCAUCGGUACAGCCAGAAGAGGCCUGGCCAGUGGCCAUACCUCGGAGCCUAGUUUCUCUCUAGGUUUCUUCCAAGGUUCCUGCGUUCUAGGGAGUUUUUCCUAGCCACUGUGCAUCUGCCUCUGCAUUGGGUUUUAGGCUGGGUAUUUGUAAAGAACUUUAUGACAACUGCUUCUGCAAAAAUGACUUCAUAAAAUACAUUUGAUUUAUUGAUCUGGGAUCAGGCCAUCUACAGUGCCUUGCAAAAGUGGUGUUUUUCCUAUUUUGUUGCGUUACAACCUGUAAUUUAAAUGGAUUUUUAUUUGGAUUUCAUGUAAUGGACAUACACAAAAUAGUCCAAAUUGGUGAAGUGAAAUGAAAAAAAUAACUUGUUUCAAAAAAUUCGAAGAAAUAAAAAAUGGAAAAUAUUAUGCGCGCAUAUGUAUUUACCCCAUUUGCUAUGAAGCCCCUAAAUAAGAUAUGGUGCAACUAAUUAACUUCAGAAGUCACAUAAUUAGAUAAAUAAAGUCCACCUGUGUGCAAUCUAAGUGUCACAUGAUCUGUCACAUGAUCUCAGUAUAUAUACACCUGUUCUGAAAGGCCCCAGAGUCUGCAAACUGGAGCAGUUUUGCCUUGAAGAAUGGGCAAAAAUCCCAGUGGCUAGAUGUGCCAAGCUUAUAGAGAUGUACCCCAAGAGACUUGCAGCUGUAAUUGCUGCAAAAGGUGGCUCUACAAAGUAUUGACUUUGGGGGGGUGAAGAGUGAUGCAUGCUGAAGUUUUCAUUUUUUUGGUCUUAUUUCUUGUUUAUAAAAAAAUAAAAAUAUAUUGCAUCUUAAAAGUGGAAAAAUGCCAAGGGGGGUGAAUACUUUCGCAAGCCACUGUAUCUCCCUUUCCAUGUCUGACUCAUGCCAUCUAUUUCCCUUUCCAUGUCUGACAUGAAGUGUGACAAUCCUUUGCAUCUAUUUUAACUGCUAUUAGGGAUGAGUGGCUUUACUUGCUACCAAUGGUGCCAUUAGCUGAGGUUAAUAUGCAAUUGUUUUCUCACCCAUGUCACCCAUUUAGAGAUCCAAGAAUGAUUAUAGUUUGGUAGAAGACAUUGAUAUGAUCAAAGAUCAGAUUUUGAAACAGCAGGUUAAAAAAACAUCUGACAUCCGGCUACCAUUGAGUAAGUGCCAUUCCGUGGAAGCCUUCGGCAACAACCUGAGGAAGGAAGUGUAAUAUCCUGCCAUGGAGGCGGGUCACAGAGUUGUCAUUACAAAACUGCAGUGGCCUGCUUAUGUAAGUUCAGAGCAUGCCAGGAUUGGAUCUGACCUGUGUAGGAGUAAUGGUGUUGACAUCCUCGGAUGAAAGCUGUUUUAGCAGCGUUGUUUUGCCAGCGUUGUCUAGACCCAGAAGGACUAUCCGAAGUUCCUGUUCUGUGGUUCCUUUUAAUUUCUGUAGGACUGAGAAAAACCCCUAAGAAAAACAAGAAAGAAGAGGAUAUUACAAACAGACACAGAAAAAAAGCAAUUAUGAAGCUUGUAAGGGACUACAAUGCAUUUUAUUAGCUGAGAUUGUGUCAAAUCGUCAGUUAGUUUGUUAUUGAAAAGGGAAAACAGUCUGUCUCUGAAUAACCCAAGAUGUUCAUUUCCAUCAAACUCAAAGAUCGGCAGCAGAAGGUAGCGGGAUUACCUUUUGAACUUCUCCCAUGUUGAAUGAUGUGCUUCAGAAAGCAGGAAAAAGGACAGGUAAGAGGCAAAGCCUCAUUCUAUGGUGAAUCUUCAGUGUUGUCCAGGUACCCAGUAAAUAGGCCUAAAGGAAUCUCCUCGGUACCCCUUACGUCUGUUUGAAGCGUCCAGAACCAGGGUGGAAUCGUCUCCUGCUUGGCCUACCUCAGCAGCUCUCGCUCAGGAGGAGGAGCAGGUGGGGGCCAGGGAAGGAUUACCAGGCCACAAUUAGCCCUCCCUGUUGUGCACACCUUUCCCCCAACCCCAUUGGCCCCCACCCCUCCCUUGUCCUUCCUGUCCCUCCCUCCAUGCAUUAAAUAAUUUACCUGGAUUAUCCUCCCCACCACCUGCCACACAGGAAGCCCAGGGCUCUUCAUCAGUGCUGGAAGAAGGGAAAAUAUCUGCCUUCUGCUGCUUUUCUCUGGUCUCUGCCCACUAUCCUCCAACCCCUCAUCCUUCUCCCUCCUCUGUGUUCCUCCAAAAUAUUGUUUUGGUGUUUUCCUUACAAAUCAUUUACAUUUCUUACCAACAAUACAGAGAGAAAAAUAGACAAAUGAUAGAAAAUUAAUACAAGGAAUAAAUACACAAUGAGUAAUGAUAACUUGGCUAUAUACACGGGGUACCAGUUUUAUGGCUUGGGAGUAUAAUCUGUUCAAGGUCCUGUUGUUCCAGACGUGGUGCACCGCUUGCCGUGCGGUAGCAGAGAGAACAGUCUAUGACUUGGGUGGCUGGAGUCUUUGAACAUAUGUAGGGCCACCCGGUAUAGAGGUCCUGGAUGGCAGGACCGUACGCACUACCCUCUGUAGCGCCUUGCGGUCGGAUAUCAAGCAGUUGCCAUACCAAGCGGUGAUGGAGCCAGUCAAGAUGCUCUCAAUGGUGCAGUUGUAGAACUUUUUGAGGAUCUGAGGGCCCAUGCCAAAUAUUUCCAGCCUCCUGAGUGGGAAGAGGCGAUGUCAUGCUUUCUUCAUGACUGUGUUGGUGUGUGUGGACCAUAUGUUCAUUCCUUAGCGAUAUGGACACUGAGGAACUUGAAGCUCUCGACCCGCUCCACUACAGCCCCGUCGAUGUGGAUGGGGGCGUGCUCGGCCCUCCAUUUCCUGUAGUCCACAAUCAGCUCCUUUGUCUUACUGACAUUCAGGCAAAGGUUGUUGUCCUGGCACAACACUGUCAGGUCACUGACCUCCUCCCUAUAGGCUGUCUCAUCGUCGUCGGUGAUCAGGCCUACCAUAGCAAUGUGGUCAGCAAACUUAAUGAUGGUGUUGGAGUCGUGCACGGCCACGCAGUCGUGGGUGAACAGGGAGUAUAGGAGGGGACUAAGGACACACCCCUGAGGGGCCCCCAUGUUGAGGAUCAGCGUGGCGGAUGUGUUGUUGCCUACCCUUACCACCUGGGGGCGGCCUGUCAGGAAGUCCAGGAUCCAGUUGCAGAGGGAGGUGUUCAGUCCCAGAGUCCUGAGCUUAGUGAUGAGCUUGGAGGGCACUAUGGUGUUGAACGCUGAGCUGUAGUCAAUGAACAACAUUCUUACAUAGGUGUUCCUCUUAUCCAGGUGGGAGAGGGCAGUGUGGAGUGCAAUAGAGAUUGCGUCAUCUAUAGAUCUUUUGGGGUGGUAUGCAAAUUGGAGUGGGUCCAGGGUGUCCGGGAUGAUGGUGUUGAUGUGAGCCAUGACCAUCCUUUCAAAGCAUUUCAUGGCUACAGAUGUGAGUGUUACGGGGCGAUAGUCAUUUAGACAGGUUACCUUGGCGUUCUUGGGCACAAGGACUAUAGUGGUCUGCUUGAAACAUGUAGGUAUUACAGACUGGGUUAGGGAGAGGUUGAAAAUGUCAGUGAAGACACUUGCCUGUUGGUUCUCGCAUGCUCUGAGUACGCAUCCUGGUAAUCCAUCUGGCCCCGUGGCCAUUUGAAUGUUAACCUGUUUAAAGAUCUUACUCACAUCGGUUAUGGAGAGCGAGAUCACACAGUCGUCCGGACCACCUGGGGCUCUCAUGCAUAUUUCAGUGUUGCUUGCCUUGAAGCGAGCAUAGAAGGCAUUUAGCUUGUCUGGUAGGCCCGUGUCACUGGGCAGCUUGCGGCUGAUAGUGAUAGUUUGCAAGCCCUGCCACAUCUGAUGAGCGUCAGAGCGGGUGUAGUAGGAUUCCAUCUUUGUCCUGUUUUGACGCUUUGCCUGUUUGCGGGAUUUCUUAUAAGCGUCCGGAUUAGUGUCCCGCUCCUUGAAAGCGGCAGCUCUAGCCUUUAGCUCAGUGUGGAUGUUGCCUGUAAUCCAGGGCUUCUGGUUGUGAUAUGUACAUAUGGUCACUGUUGGGACGACGUCGUCGAUGCAUUUAUCAAUGAAGCCGGUGAGUGAUGUGGUAAAAUCCUCAAUGUUAUCGGAUGAAUCCCGGAACAUAUUCCAGUCUGUGCUAGCGAAACAGUUCUGUAGCUUAGCCAUUUUGUCGGACCACUUCCGUAUUGAGCACGUCACUGUUACUUCCUGUUUGAGUUUUUGCUUGUAAGCAGGAAUCAAGAGGAUGGAGUUAUGGUCAGAUUUGCUAAAGGGAGGGCGAGGGAGAGCCUUGUUUGCGUUACUGUGUGUGGAGUAAAGGUGAUCUAGAGUUUUGUCGCCUGUAGUUGCACAGGUGUCAUGCUGGUAAGAAUGAGGUAAAACGGAUUUCAGUUUCCCUGCAUUAAUAUCACCGGCCACGAAAUGCCGCCUCUGGAUGUGCAUUUUCUUGUUUGCUUAUGGCCCUAUACAACUCGUUGAGUGCAUUCUUAGUGCCAGCAUCAGUUUGUGGUGGUAAAAUAGACAGCUAUGAAAAAUAUUGAUAAAAACCCUCUCGGUAAAUAGUAUGGUCUGCAGCUUAUAAUGAGGUUUUCUAACUUAGGCAAGCAAAACCUGAGACUUCCUUAACAUUAGAGAUUGUGCACUAGCUGUUGUUAAUAAAGAGACACACCCCUCCUCCCUUCAUCUUACCCGAGUCUGCUGACCGGUCCUGACGGUUGUUUCAUGACUGAGAAAUACAAAGGACGUUACAGUUUAAAAAAAUAAAAAUCUGAAAUGUCUUGAGUCAAUAAGUAUUCAACCCCUUUGUUAUAACUAAAGACACUACAUGACCAAAAGUAUGUGGACCCCUGCUCGUCGAACAUUCUCAUUCCAAAAUCAUUGGCAUUAAUAUGGAGUUGGUCCCAGCUUUGAUGCUAUAACAGCCUCCACUCUUCUGGGAAGGCUUUCCACUAGAUUUUGGAACAUUGCUGCGUGGACUUGCUUCCAUUCAGCCACAAGACCAUUAGUGAGGUCUGGCACUGAUGUUGGGCGAUUAGGCCUGGCUCGCAGUCGGCGUUCCAAUUCAUCCCAAAGGUGUUCGAUGGGGUUGAGGUCAGGGCUCUGUGCAGGCGAGUCAAGUUCUUCCUCACCGAUCUCAACAAACCAUUUCUGUAUGGACUUGCCUUUGUGCACGGGGGUAUUGUCAUGCUGAAACAGGAAAGGGCAUUCCCCAAACUGAUGCAACAAAGUUGGAAGCACAGAAUCGUCUAGAAUGUCAUUGUAUGCUGUAGCGUUAAGAUUUCCCUUCACUGGAACCAUGAAAAACAGCCCCAGACCAUUAUUCCUCCUGCACCAAACUUUACAGUUGGCACUAUGCAUUGGGGAAGGUAGCAUUCUCCUGGCAUCUGCCAGAUGGUGAAGCGUGAUUCAUCACUCCAGAGAGUGCGUUUUCACUGCUCCAGAAUCCAAUGGCGGCGAGCUUUACACCACUCCAGCCGACACUUGGCGUUGCGCAUUGUGAUCUUAGGCUUGUGUGCGGCUGUUCGGCCAUCGAAAACCCUUUAAUGAAGCUCCCGACUAACUGUUAUUGUGCUGACGUUGCUUCCAGAGGCAGUUUGGAACUCGGUAGUGAGUGUUGCAACCGGGGACAGGCGAUUUUUACGUGCUAUGCGCUUCAGCCCUCGGCGGUCCCGUUCUGUGAGCUUGUGUGGCCUACAACUUCACGGCUGAGCCGUUGUUGCUCCUAGACGUUUCCACUUCAAAAUAACAGCACUUACAGUUGACCGGGGCAGCUCUAGCAGGACAGAAAUUUGACGAACUGACUUGUUGGAAAGGUGGCAUCCUAUGACAGUUCCACGUCGAAAGUCACUGAGCUCUUCAGUAAGGCCAUUCUACUGCCAAUGUUUGUCUAUGGAGAUUGCAUGACUGUGUGCUCGAUUUUAUACACCUGUCAGCAACGGGUGUGGCUGAAAUAGCCGAAUCCACUAUUUUGAAGGGGUGUUCCACAUACCUUUUCUAUGUAAUGUAUGUACAGUAUAUGAUAUGCUGUACAAAAAAUAAAAACACUUGCAGCCAACCUGCUUGCACCAAUCCCAUGCAAUUACAGUUAAAUACUGUAAAAUACAAACCCGCCUCCCCUCAAUGAAUUUAAUUCAUUAAUUUAUUCAUUACAAUUACCGUAAAAAGACUACAGUAAGAGUAUUGGUACCGUAAAACUGAUUACGGUAACAUGCUGUACUGUACAUUUACAGCAUUAUACUGGCAUCAGAAUUGCCAGCAAAUUACUUUAAUUAUAUAAUAUCCUACAGCUGUGUUGCUGUAAUGAUUACAGUAGGCUUGUUUACAGUAUAAUGCUGUAUUGUGUAAUACAGCACUGUUUUUCUUACUGUACAACAUGUUCAGCAUCCCUGCUGUAAAUCACAAUUACAGUAUAUAACUGGCAACUGCCAGUAUAAUGUUGUAAAUCUACAGGGAAAAGGUUGGUGGAGUGCCCGUGGAUCAACCUUUGUCACUCAGACACAUGGAUUUUCCUAUUUUGUACAAUACACUCCAGCAUAUGUCUGAAUCAAUGAAAUACUCAGUGAUUGAUAGUGAAUAAUAUCAAGGAAAAUCCAGUCAGAGUCAAGCUGGGGAUCAUUAAUCAUCAUCAGAUGAUUAUAUUUGACAUCAUGCAUGUUUGCAUGAGGAGAAUACAACAUAGGCCCAACCAAUCUUCAAGUAUUUUCUGAGUCUCUAUUGGGAUUUGUGUUUUGAGUAAAAAAUAGCUUUCUGAAAAAGUUUCAAAUUUGAAAGAAUCACGACUUCAUUUUACCCUCAGAGGACCGUUACUCAAGGAUUAGUAGCUUGAGUGUCCUCUCCCUCUCCCAGUACAAAAGCCUGCAUUUCUCUGGUCUGGGUCUAUUAUAAACCAAGGGGGAAAUCUUUGUUAAAAUGGAACAGAGGCACAAUAGAGCCAGUUUGGGCUGUUUCCCUUAGUUAUGUCACUGUAAUCUUUCUUCGCAUUGACUUUGCUGCUGCAGUGAUUGCCGUGAGUGACAUCAUCCCCUUCUGUAUAGCUGCAGAAGGAGACAUUCUCAGUCCUCAAUUAUUUACAAGCCAACCCUGAGCUCCAGCUUAACCAGACUGUCAGAGUGACACAACUAAGAUGGAAUGUUACAGUUUACACAAUGCAGUCCAGCACAAAUGCCUUUUAAACGUCUGUAUAUGAUAUACAGUCAAAGAAGAUUGCACAUUAUCUUGGAAUCCUGUCAAUCUUAAGAGAAAGCAAUCCUGAGUAAGACCGAAUGACAACUAUAGCAACCCUACCAACUGCACUGGUUAUUAUACCUUUUUGGCCUCAUUGCUUAUUUGCUGCAAUACAAAUACCUGGGCUGCUAAGAGGAGAGGGUGUUGUCAAGGUAAUCCUAGCGGUCACUCUACCUCUGAGUCUCGUGGCCUGAUGCUCCUAGAGUGAGAGCUGAGAGCCUUAAUAGUGCAUGUCAGUCCGGUUUGAGGAUCCAGUCUGCUCCAGCUGUGGUCAGUUUAAAGCUGUAUUGCUGCUAAUGCAUUGAGCGAGAGGAUAAUGCAGAUGUAGGAUCUUAAUUUGAUCACCAUGUUGCAGGAGAACAUUCCUGCAAUGCAGGAAAUAUACAACUUGUAGUGUAUUUGAGAUUUAAAAAGGCUUCUGAAGUUUCUAAUUUCCACUUUGACAUUUCAGACUUGAUUUUCCCUUAUGAAAAAUGUAUCAACCCCUGCAAAAAUGCCCAUUAAUUAUAAUCCAUAUAAUAAUUCACAUUUCCUGUUGCUGCAGGAUUAUGUUCCCGCUGUAGCAAACUAACUCAAAUUAAGAUCCUACAUCUAUACCAUACAAGGAGAAAGGGGGCUUAUUCAAAUUAUAUCAUACAAUAGAAACUGCUGAGACAUUUGUGUCUCAUUGCACCUGUAAUCUCUUUGAUUUUGUCUUGCCAAUAAACUCUAUUCUAUCGUAACAAGAAAUGUUCUCUAGAGUCACAAAUUCAAUGCAAAUCAUCUUGGUGUUUGUUUUAGUAUUUGCUCCUCUUCGACUCAUGCAUCAUCUCGCCAUAAGUCAGAUUCGUCUAACACACAUUCACACACUUAUCCAUCAGUAGGCUACUCUAUUGUCAUUCUCUAUGCAUGAUGCCCUGCAAGCUGUAGCUCACUUCAGUUCCUCAAUCAGUAUGAGUGAGCCACAGGCUCCAUUGUCGUUUUCGUUGCACUUGCAUUCAGUAGCAUCUAUGAAUCACAUUAUUAUUAUGAAUAAUAUUGACAUCAAAAUGGGAGAACCAAAGACACGGGUGGUUCCUAAUGUUGUGAGAUUCUCACUGGUGUUUACAGAACAACUGGUUCUGAGAGAUUAGGAUCAGGACCUGCAACUGUAACAGUAAGCAACUGUAACAAAAUGGAAGACUGCAGUGUAGCCUUUAUUAUAGGUACAUGUUGCAUGGAUUGCUAAGGCAUAAGAAUAUGAAAGUGUGUAUUCUUAUUUAAAAUGUAUGUAGUUUUGUACCUGUCUAUUAACGCUAUGUAUAAUGCUAUUUUAUGUAGUUCUGUCCUUCAGCUAUAAUUGUCUAUUAAUAUUACGUAUUAUUUCAUGUUUUGUGUGGACCCCAGGAAGAGUAGCUGCAGCUUUGGUUGUAGUUAAUGGGGAUCCUAAUAAAAUACUACUAAAAUAUUAGUAGGUUACUGCAAAUAAUUAAAUGUUACAGUGAAUGGUGUCAUAUACAGUAUAUUACACAAGGAUGAAGGUCAAUCUUCUUUUCUUGAAUUGAGGAAUAAAAACAUGGUAUGCACAGGUCUACAUUGUGUAUGCAUAAAUGGCCAUAUGGGCAUGCAGGCUGGUUUAUGUUAAAAUGGGUUAUGAGUGGGUUACAUGCGGGCUGGUUCACACAGGUUUAGGAACCGAUAGUCACUGCAAAACUGGAACGGAGGAGGAGACAACCUGAGACUUCCCCUUGAACGGUUGCUGUGUUCAUCUAUCUGUGUCCCACCCAUUGAUUUUUAUAUCCAUGUGAGCUGUGGUUUAUGGCAGGGAUGUUGUUUGUUCAGUAAUAAGCCAUCAUCACUGUGGGCCGCAGACCAGUCCCCUGGCAUCAGCCGCCCAGAGCUGUUUACCUCUCCGCUCCUUUCCUUUCUCUCUCUGUCUACUCCAGUAGGGUCCACCACUGCCAUGGAGACCUCUGCAUCCUGCCACUGUCCUUUGAGGAAAACAACUGGAGAUACCAGAGAGAAGGUACAAUACUUUUACGUUAAUUUAAUCAUGUGCAGUAGAUAUUCUGUCUCUCGUGAGGAUUGUGGCUUUUUGGGGAAUUUCCUGUGGUGCCUUGUUGCUAUUGUAACACUUAGGGAUAGCUAGGAUCCGAUUUUCCAGCUCCCCUUGGGUUGUCAUGGAAGUUCAAGAUUUUGAGAGAGUAUGAAACAUGCUCAAACAAGUCAUAUUAUAGUUUAGCCAAGUGUGACGUAAUUUAUCUGAUCAAUGAUGGAUUGUUUUGAAUUUAUCCUACAGAAAACGAUGAUGUUCAAAGAGUUCACCAAAGGAUUCUCUCAACUUUCCCUGAGAACCUCUCUCCGACGGAGACUUGGAAGAUACAACAAUGAAACCAGCAUUAGACCACUGAAUUUCACAAGGGUAAACCUAUACUAAAAUUGACUUAUAGAUAAUUCACUUAAUUCACUUAUAGAUAAUAAUGUAUUUACUAAUUAUUAACUAAUAUUAGACAACAUGAGAGCUGUGGUUUAUGGUAGUGAUGGCAUGUGUUUAGUCACUUACAGCUGGUGGCAGUUUAUUGUGGUUAAGCAUAGAGAUCCUCCUAAUUCUAUAUGGUUAAGAUCCAGUUUUAUGCUAAUUAAGACAAGACCAAUAUUUGGCAAGAGAAACUCAGACACCACAAACUAUUUUCAAACUGUGUAAUCUGCAGUGUAUUCAUUUCAUGUUUUGGUGUAUACUAUUGUCUGCAUGAAUGAGAAUGAUAUUGGUUUAGACAAGUGGGUAAAGUGAGACAAGGGUUUGUGCAGAGUGCACACACAUCCUCUUGUGGUCAUGUUGCUAUGGCAAGACUUCCUGUGCAGUCAGGAAGUGGCAGUCACUGCGAAGCAGGUAGGUUCAGAGAAGAACACUACCGGAACCCUUUUUCAGUUAUCUAUCAAUGUCUCUCUUGGAAUCUUUAAAUUAACUGAAGCGAUACGGCAAUGUUCAUAAUACAUAAAAACCUUGGAAUACCGAAUGGACGUGCAGUAAGUGGGCCUAGACUUGUUAGUGUGUUUUGUGAUUUGAUCUGUCUGUCUGUCUCGCAGUCUCACUGUCUAAGCUCUAAAGUCUGCUAAAGAGUAGAGGUUUUAUUCCAACUAAAAAUAUGUUACUUUAGAUGUAAAAUCAUUGUGUAUCUGGUUGUUGUUACCCUAAUCCAAAGCAGAUGUAUUCACUGGUCUAUGUUUGUGGUUACAGAGUCUGGCAGUGUCAGACGGAGGUGAGUUGAUACAUUCGUUUUUUUUUUACUGAACAUGUCGGACCAGACAGUAGACUGGACCAGACAAUAGAUGGUCUGCUUUCUCACAGUUAUACAUAUGGAUGGCCAGACACACACACACACACAUACACACACACACACACUUUCAGCUGAGUGCUUUGAGGAGCUGUAAAUCAGAGAUGUGUAUGAAUAAGUGAAUGGCCCUGUAGCACAUUGUGUCCUUCGCUCUCAACAUAUUCACACAUAUACAGUGCCUUGCAAAAGUAUUCAUCCCCUUUGGUGUUUUUCCUAUUUUGUUGCAUUACAACCUGUAAUUUAAAUGAAUUUUUAUUUGCAUUUCAUGUAAUGGACAUACACAAAAUAGUCCAAAUUGGUGAAGUGAAAUGAAAAAAAUAACUCGUUUCAAAAAUGUAUACAAAAUAAAUAACGGAAAAAUGGUGCAUGCAUAUGUUAUGAAGCCCCUACAUUAAAAAAUAACUAAAAAUUAUUUCACCUUUAUUUAACCAGGUAAGCCAGUUGAGAACAAGUUCUCAUUUACAACUGCGACCUGGCCAAGAUAAAGCAAAACAGUGCGAUAAAAACAACAAACACAGAGUUACAUAUGGGGUAAAUUUAGUAUUAACACUGGAAUGAUAGAUGUGCAAAAGAUGAUGUGCAAAUAGAGAUACUGGGGUGCAAAUUAGCAAUAUAAAUAACAAUUUGGGGAUGAGGUAGUUGGGUGGGCUAAUUUCAGAAUGGCUGUGUACAGGUGCAGUGAUCGGUAAGCUGCUCUGACAACUGAUGCUUAAAGUUAGUGAGGUAGAUAAGAGUCUCCAGCUUCAGAGAUUUUUGCAGUUCGUUCCAGUCAUUGGCAGCAGAGAACUGGAAGGAAUGGCGGCCAAAGGAGGUGUUGGCUUUGGGGAUGACCAGUGAGGUGUACCUGCUGGAGCGCAGACUACGGGUGGGUGUUGCUAUGGUGACCAGUGAGCUAAGAUAAGGCGGGGAUUUGCCUAGCAGUGAUUUAUAGAUGACCUGGAGCCAGUGUGUUUCGUGACGAAUAUGUAGUGAGGGCCAGCCAUCAAGAGCGUACAGGUCACAAUGGUGGGUAGUAUAUGGGGCUUUGGUGACAAAACGAAUGGCACUGUGAUAGACUACAUCCAAUUUUCUGAGUAGAGUGUUGGAGGCUAUUUUGUAAAUGACAUCGCCGAAGUCAAGGAUCAGUAGGAUAGUCAGUUUUACGAGGGCAUGUUUGGCAGCAUGAGUGAAGGAGGCUUUGUUGCGAAAUAGGAAGCCGAUUCUAGAUCUAACUUUUGAUUGGAGAUGCUUAAUGUGAGUCUGGAAGGAGAGUUUACAGUCUAACCAGACACCUAGGUAUUUGUAGUUGUCCACACACUCUAGGUCAUACUAGCCGAGAGUAGUGAUUCUAGUCGGGUGGGCGGGUGCAAGCAGCGUUCGGUUGAAGAGCAUGCAUUUAGUUUUACUAGUGUUUAAGAGCAGUUGGAGGCUACGGAAGGAGUGUUGUAUGGCGUUGAAGCUCGUUUGAAGGUUUGUUAACACAGUGUCCAAUGAAGGGCCAGAUGUAUACAAAAUGGUGUCGUCCGCAUAGAGGUGGAUCCAAGCGUCACCCGCAGCAAGAGCGACAUGAUCGAUAUACACAGAGAAUAGAGUUGGCCCGAGAUUUGAACCCUGUGGCACCCCCAUAGAGACUGCCAGAGGUCCAGACAACAGGCCCUCCGAUUUGACACAUUGAACUCUAUCUGAGAAGUAGUUGGUGAACCAGGCGAGGCAGUCCUUUGAGAAACCAAGGCUAUUUAGUCUGCCAAUAAGAAUGCGGUGGUUAACAGAGUCGAAAGCCUUGGCCAGGUCGAUGAAGACGGCUGAGCAGUACUGUCUUUUAUCGAUCGCGGUUAUAAUAUAAUUUAGGACCUUGAGCGUGGCUGAGGUGCACCCAUGACCAGCUCGGAAACCAGAUUGCAUAGCGGGGAAGGUACGGUGGGAUUCGAAAUGGUCGGUGAUCUGUUUGUUAACUUGGCUUUCAAAUACUUUCGAAAGGCAGGGCAGGAUGGAUAUAGGUCUGUAACAGUUUGGAUCUAGAGUGUCACCCCCUUUGAAGAGCUUGGCAGCUUUCCAAUCUCUGGGGAUCUCAGACGUUACGAAAGAGAGGUUGAACAGGCUAGUAAUAGGGGUUGCGACAAUUUCGGCAGCUAAUUUUAGACAGAAAGGGUCCAGAUUGUCUAGCCCAGCUGAUUUGUAGGGGUCCAGAUUUUUCAGCUCUUUCAGAACAUCAGCUGUCUGAAUUUGUGUGAAGGAGAAGCGGAGGGGCAUGGGCAAGUUGCAGCGGAGGGUGCAGAGCUGGUGGCCGAGGUAGUGGUAGCCAGGUGGAAAGCAUGGCCAGCCGUAGCAAAAUGCUUAUUGAAAUUCUCGAUUAUUAUAGAUUUAUCGGUGAUGACAGUGUUUCCUAGCCUCAGUGCAGUGGGGAGGAGGUGCUCUUAUUCUCCAUAGACUUUACAGUGUCCCAACACUUUUUGUAGUUAGUGCUACAGGAUGCACAUUUCUGUUUGAAAAAGCUAGCCUUUGCUUUCCUAACUGAUUGUGUAUAUUGGUUCCUGACUUCCAUGAAAAGUUGCAUAUCGCAGGGGCUGUUCGAUGCUAAUGCAGUACGCCACAGGAUAUUUUUGUGCUGGUCAAGGGCAGUCAAGUCUGAGGAGAACCAGGGGCUAUAUAUGUUCUUAGUUCUGUAUUUUUUGAAUGGGGCAUGCUUAUUUAAGAUUGAGAGGAAAGCACUUUUAAAGAACAACCAGGCAUCCUCUACUGACGGAAUGUGGUCAAUAUCCAUCCAGGAUACCCGGGCCAGGUCAAUUAGAAAGGCCUGCUCGCUGAAGUGUUUUAGGGAGCGUUUGACAGUGAUGAGGGGUGGUCGUUUGACCGCGGACCCAUUACGGACGCAGGCAAUAAGGCAGUGAUCGCUGAGAUCCUAUUUAGAGGGUAAAUUUGUCAGGAUGAUAUCUAUGAGGGUGCCCAUGUUUGCAGAUUUAGGGUUGUACCUGGUAGGUUCGUUGAUAAUUUGUGUGAGAUUGAGGGCAUCUAGGUCACAAAAUAAUCUUUAACACAACCAAAACAAACAGCAAAUGCAUCCAACAAGUUUGUAGAGUCACAAGCUUGAUGUAAUCAUUGCGUGAUAGGAAUAUGGAACCAAAUACAAAACUUUUGACUACAUUAAUACACAUAAGUGAAUUUGUCCCAAUACUUUUGGUUCCCUAAACUGGGGGGACUAUGUACAAAAAGUGGUGUAAUUUCUAAACGGUUCACCCGAUGUAGAUGGAAAUACCUUCUAAUUAAAGUUGACAUUCUGCACUUCAGCCUCAUAGUCACUGUUUCAUUUCAAAUCCAAAGUGCUGGAGCGCAGAGCCAAAACAACAACAAAAAUGUCCCUUUCCCAAUACUUUUGGAGCUCACUGUAAGUAGUGUUUACUGUUUGUCAAAGCUGAAGAAUGCACUGUCUAUUUGGUUCACCUGCCUGUCUGGCUCUGAAGUUCCAGUGUUACCACAAUUACUUCCUCCUCAAUAGCUGACAGUUGUAUGUGAGAAAAAGUCACGAGGGAGUUUCUCAGGACUUGUUCUCUUGUACAUUCAUCUUUUAAUUUCCUGUAAAUUUUCACAACUCAGUGAUUAGAUUAAAGUUUUCUGUAUUCAAAAUCACAUUACUAGGUUCAAGUACAGGAGAAGACACACAUAAUAUGUAAAAGUGAAAAAUGAUGAGUGAGCACAAAUAUCAUACCCCCCCCCCCCCAACAUUUUUUUUUGUAAUAGUGAAAAGUUAGCAUGUCUUGGGGGUAUGAUAUUUGUGCGUCUGUAACUUUCUCACUCAUCAUUAUUCAUGAUUCAUUCAGGAGUAUCCGUAACCAUGGUAGCAUCCACAUUAAUGUAGAAGUAUCUAUAAAAAUUAUAUUCUUAUUUACAAUAAAAUGGACUCCAAAAUGACACAAUACAUUAUUUAACAUUCAUUUAUAUUGUGCACAAAAUAAUCUGAAACACAAACAAAACAAACAGCAAAUGCAUCCAACAAGUUUGUAGAGUCACAAGCUUGAUGUAACCAUUGCAUGCUAGGAAUAUGGGACCAAAUACUAAACUUUUGACUAUUUUAAUACACAUAAGUGAAUUUGUCCCAAUACUUUUGGUUCUCUAAAAUGGGGGGACUAUGUACAAAAAGUGAUGUAAUUUCUAAACGGUUCACCCGAUAUGAAUGAAAAUACCCUCAAAUUAAAGCUGACAGUCUACACUUCAACCUCAUAGACACUGUAUCAUUUCAAAUCCAAAGUGUCACUGUCCCAAUACUUUUGGAGCUCACUGUAAGUAAUGUUUGCUGUUUGUCAAAGUGAGCCUGUCUGGCUUUGAUGUUCCAGUGUUACCACAAUGACUUCCUCCUCAAUAGCUGACAGCUGUAUGUGAGAGAAAGUCACGUGAGGGAGUUUCUCAGGACUUGUUCUCUUGUACAUUCAUCUUUUAAUUUCCUGUACAUUUUCACAACUCAGUGAUUAGUUUAAAGUUUUCACUAUUCAAAAUCCCAUUAUUAUGUUCAAGUACAGGAGAAGACACAGAUCAUAUUUCAAAGUGAAACGUACAUGCUAGUUUCUGUAUUACAUCCAGUACAGCCCUGUUGUUAAUGUCUCCAGAGCUGAAUGUGGUACCAGAGGAGCGUGGGGCCAGUGUGGGCCUGUGUUCCAGCAGUAACUCCAGUCUCCCCACUGUGCCCAGUGAUGGAGCCAGUGGUGUGGGGAAGGUGGCUAGCUGGGCUGUGAGCUUUGAGAGGCUCCUACAGGACCCAACUGGGGUCCUCUACUUCACGGUAAGACCUCAACCUGACUGUACACAAUCUUUCAGGCUUAUUCAUGAUGAGCUUUAGUAUACAGUGUAUUUGUGCUUGUGUGUUUAUGGGUCUUGUGUGUUUGUUUCAAGGAGGGCCCAUUGAUUUGAAGAGAUAACUGAAGUUAUUUUGAACACUUACAUUGUCAUCUAAAAGGAACGACAACGAUUUCUUUAGCAAAAAUCAAAAACAACAAUUACACUCUACAUACUGUAUCUAUAUACACAUCAAUUACACAAUACAUGAAAAGCAAACACAAAACAUUAUUUAAAUGAUAGCAUUUUACUGACUGGGAGACAAUACAAAGCUCUGCCACAAAGAUUGAUUGUCAAAUUGCCAAGAAUUUAAAGUGAGAAAGAGGCCCACGCAAGAGUCACUUUAAUAGUCAGAACCACGUGGGCGUCUGAUUUCCUCCUGAGGGCUGGAGGAUUUAUGAGAAAAAGAGAUGAGAUUCACCAGUCUGGAUUAUUAGGCCUGUGGAGAGCAGAGGAAUGUGUGUGAGUGAGACAGAAAUAUCAGAGUAAACAAUACCCAGCUAACCGAGAACAUUCCCAGGACAUUAGCUAACAUUCCCAUUAAGUUCUAGUUAGGGUUUUAUCUAACAUUAGGAUGACAACGUCCCAAAAACAUUCAAGUAAUGUUCUUGAUAACAAAAUGUUUUUUUUUGCUGAAAAUGUUUGAAAUGAAAUAUCCUUGGAAUGUUCUCCUAACAUUCACUAAAAUGUUGUGCACAACAUCUGUAACAACCAACAGAGAACAUUCCCCUAAGGUUCUUAUUAGGUUUCCAGGUGAUGUAAUUACAAAAUGUGUUCUGGGAAAGUUCUUGCAACAUCAGGUAAAUGUUUUAUUCAAACAUUGCAUAAUCAUCAGCACAACUAGACAGUUUUUGGGGCAACUUAAUGAAUGUUCUGGGAACGUUCUCAGACCAAUUUUGGUUUGCUGGGUAUACUGUAAGUCGAAUUUAAGGUAGUGCUAAGAUCCAAUAAAAACACUGUGCAAGAGGUUUCCAUCUUAAGAAACUACCCACAGUUUUCAGAGUCAAAACAGGCUGAAGAUUAUGCCUGGUGAUAAGGUAUUGUUGUUGGGUAAAGAUUGGUGACAGGGCUGUUUUUCUGCUUAAACCCACAGGCUUUCCUGAAGUCGGAGGUCAGUGCUGAGAACAUCUUAUUUUGGCAGGCAUGUGAAAAGUUCAGACAGAUCCCAGCCAAUCAGAAAGAGAAGGUACUUCACAGAUGAAAAUGGGUUUUGACAGCUUCAAGAUUACCCCAUGUGCUAUUUCUAAGAGGGGUCUCUAUCAGUCAGGGUUUGACCAUGUUCCUCUUCUGUCCAGUUAAAUCAGGAGGCUCGCUCCAUCUACAGCAGUUACCUCUCAGGCAGUGCCUCCCAUCCCAUCAACAUUGAUGACACAGUCCGCAUCGAGGAGCGGGAAGUGAGAAACCCUCACCCUGACAUGUAUCACAAGGCUCAACAACAGGUACACCACCAUGGCCACAUCAUCUACUAUACCAAGCCUCAUUAGAAAAUAAUGAAAUAUUCCUCUAUUAAGUACUCAUACAGUAGCAUGGUCAUCUUUUGCUGUGGGAAACAUAGCAGGAAAAAUAUGAAAUGCCAUGAAAACUGAGUUUAGUAACAAAGAUGGUUGUGUUGCCUGACUUGACAAAGCUUCCUCUCUCUCUCUCCCUCACUUCAGAUCUUCAAGCUGAUGAAGUUUGACAGCUACACACGCUUUGUUCGCUCCCAGCUCUACCAGAGCUGCAUGUUGGCCAAUGUGGAGGGCAGGCCUCUACCUGAGCUGGGCCCCCGCUUGAAGAGCACAGCAACCAGAAAGACUGCUGGGACUGACAUCCCCGCUCUUAGUAACAGACCCAAGGCUGACCAGAAACCCAAAGAGGUACUGUACACAAGGCCGACCCCAGGUAUAAGCGACAUAAGCGUACAAAAAAAAUAAUACAAUUGGAACUCAGUUGGGGUCUCAACUUACUGUUUGUUGAGAGUUAGAAUAGUAGAAUACAGAAGGUGCAGUUUCGAAAUUUGGUUGUGCAUCAGCAGUUUUCCUCUUGUUAUGUCAGUUGCUGACAGUCCCUCAAAUAGCCCAUAUCAGCCAAAACAUUUUAGAUCGGUAAAUUAGUCUAGCCAACUAUCUAAACUUGUAGUAAUCAUGUCCGAAUUAACGACCGGGUACAAAGGGCACGUGCCCAGGGGCCCUGACCUCCAGGGGGCCCCCAUUGAUUUUGUUAGUCACUCUCACUCAGAUAUCAUAUUAACAUGGCAUAAGUUAUGGCAAAAUGUGUAGAAUUGCAGGAAAUUAGCUGUGAAACUGAUAAAUGUUAUCUCCACCCCAUGGCAAAAUGUGUAGAAUUGCAGGAAAUGUACUUUAAAACUAAAAUGUUUAUCUCAGACGUCAAGAGGGAGGCCACUAAAAUGUUUUGCCUGCGAGGUGUGGGGCCCCUCAACCAUAUCUCGCUUAGGGCUCCCAAAAGGCUAGGGCCAGCCCUGACCAUACAGUACUGUAAAAAUGUGCUAUAAUGUUUGUGCAUAAACCAACGCAUCACUUCAUGACUGAGUAUUGUUCAUAGAAACCAAAGGUCAAACCAGGAAAGUCUCUACCUUUGGAUUUGGACGAGGGAGCAGAGAAGAGAAAAGGAGCUCCACAGAACAAGCUGACCAGUGAGAAAGGACGGGAAAAGAGGGGAUCGUGGGGAGGUAUAAUACAAUGGGGAUAGCAUUGGUUCAGAAUUUACAGUACAGUAUAUUACUUUUCUGGUCUGAUGAAUACCCAUUCCCUUAGCCGAGCUUGCUGACCAUGCUGCAGUCUUACAGAGCACAGCCAGGUCGGGGUCUCUCCUCAAAGCAGUAGAGGUGAGCAUACACACACCAAGCUCUAACUAUCACAUAAUUGUUGUCAACAUUUCACUUUGAAUUAACUUGUGCCUUUUACCCCCUUUCCCCCCAGCAGUUGGAGAGGGAGCGUUGGCGUGCGGGCCAGGCUGAGAAGUACUGCUGUGUGUUCCUGCCUGAUGGCACUGCCUCCCUGGCACCAGCCCGACCUGGCCUCUCCAUCCGCACCAUGCUCACUGGGCUCUGUGAGAAGAGAGGCCUCCCCCUCUCGGAUGUCAUAAUCUACCUGCAGGGCAAGGACAAGGUGAGCUUCAGUCAGAAUCGGCUCCUACAUGCAGAGCAGAGGCCAGCUGUGGAAUAUGUCUUACCCUAUGAGGUCCAGAGCCUGCUGGUUUUCUGUUCUACCUGAUAAUUAAUUGCACACACCUGGUGUCCCAUGUCUAAAUCAGUCCCUGAUUAGAGGGGAACAAUGAAAAAAAUGCAGUGGAACUGACUUGGACAUCCAGAGUUGAGCUUGAAGGCGUUAGAGUAAAUGUCAUCCCUGUUCAUCGGUUCUGUUGUAUUGUCAUCAUAUGUUAAGUUUGAACACUGACAGUUUUGUAGCUUCAAUUCAGCUUAGAGUUCCUCAAUUAUCACUACUCAGGAUAAAACCCAGAUGCAGACAGUUCGAAAUAGCAAAAGUCAAGAAAAUUGAAAUCUGCAGUGUAUAAACUUAAAAUGGCGAACAGGAAUGACAUUUACUCUAACAGGUGGCAAAGAAUAACUAUAGGAAAGCCACGCCUCCAAUAAGCCACGCCUCUAAUCUCCUGAUAGGCUGCCACCUCUACAAUAUAUUAUUAAAAAGGUUCAACAUUUAAUACCACAUUAUGAGUCAUAAAACCUGGAAAUGGUUCCAGUCAUUUUUCCACCAUUCAUUUUUCCCUCUGUGAUUUUAGAACUACUUCAUAUAAGGUCUGUGUUUCAUGUAGGCUUACCCUGGUAUGACAUUUAGAUAACUGCGCAAAUCUCUCUCGGUCGGACAAGGUCACUUUCAUCAAUAAUUAGCAUAGCGACUCAUCUUGUCUGAGAGAGAAUUACACAGCUAUCAAAUUGUCACGCCAAGGUAAGUCUACACCAAACACACAAUUAAUUCGAUUUUUUUGUAAAAUUCACAAUGUGAAAAAUAUAUGGCGGAAAAACAAUUGGAACCAUUUCUGUGUUUUUAUGGAUAUUAUGACACAUCCACUGUGGCGGACUAUUGAACCCAUCCCAUCACAAAAAGUUUCCGGUUUAAACUUUUACACAGGGGUUCCUCGAAGACCCUUUUCAGAGGUGUUCCUCAAGGAACCUUUUUGACCUGGAAAGGUUCCACUGGUGUGGCAAUUUUUAGAAUCCCAAAAGGUUAUUCCAGGCACCUUUCCUUCUAAGAGUGUAGAGUAUGUAACACAAUGGGACCCCAAGGGACCACAAUGGAAAUAAAUCAUUGACUUUAUCGUGUGUUUGAAUAUGUACUGUGUGUAUAUGUAUUUUUGUAAGUGGCUUAUAAAAUCAAUCAAUCAAGCAACCUCUCAUGCAGACGAUUGGUUUCACCCAAUAUGGUGUCUGUCUGUCAGACUCAGCAGCAUCUUAGUUGGAGGAGACUGGAGAGUUUCUAUGCCUAGUAUAGUUGAUGUACCUGUGCUAUUUAUUCACCUUCUGUUCUCCGGUCUCUCCCCAGAAGCCCCUCUCUUUGGAUCAGGACAGUUCAGUUCUGAAGGAGCAGCAGGUCUUUCUGGAGCUCAGGGUGACUUUUGCGUGAGUGUCCACAUCCUGAUAUUUUACAACAUGUCCACUUUUAUUAUCCUGUAAUGAAAUAAACCCUACAAACAAACAAAAUCAUACCAAUGCCAAGUUGUGUCUAUUUCUCAGGGUGGAGAUAGUGUCCACAGGGAAGACAGUGGGUAUUGUGGUAAAGUCCAGUAAGUCUCUACAGGAAGCACUGACCCCAGUUCUCCAGAAGCAACGUCUGCGACCACAGGAUGUCAUAGUCACCAUGGUGAGUCUAACUAUGGGACUGACUGUGACUUUCUAUGCUGUUGCAUAACCUAUAAACCCUCUGAUGUUUUCUCUCCAUACUCCCUUUUAUUUCAGAGUGGGAGCAAAGAGUCCCUAAGCAUGAGCAUGGCCGUAACCUCCCUGGCCAACAAAAAGCUAACACUGGACAGAGUGAAAGGCUAG